Aspergillus caelatus is the source of this 944-nucleotide messenger RNA. Its product is annotated as cytochrome b5 reductase family protein. The coding region runs from base 36 to 944 and encodes 302 amino acids. The transcript has 3 exons. Gene Ontology annotation, cellular component: endoplasmic reticulum. Lineage: Eukaryota; Fungi; Ascomycota; Eurotiomycetes; Eurotiales; Aspergillaceae. Gene Ontology annotation, molecular function: oxidoreductase activity. The record is from RefSeq and is a predicted model, not a curated record.
GAGUUCCCGCACUUCAGAGUUCAGGGGGUUUCUGGAUGGGCUUUGGCAUAUCGUCGCUUGCCAGUGUAUCAAUGGCGAUGGCGACAGGCGUUUGGUUUAAUACCCUUAUCAAGAGCAAAGCCAAGGAAUCAUUUCCUACGCGUAUCAAAUCCGGCAUCAAUAUUGCCAAGAGACGGUCCAUCAAUUCUGGUGUGAUGAACCCACGGGAAUUUCGGAGCUUUCCUCUUGUUGAAAAGCAACAAAUCUCUCCAGACACCUAUCGGUUUUUCUUUGGUCUUCCAGAGCCUGGGUCGCUUCUAGGACUACCAACAGGUCAGCAUGUCUAUAUAAGACAUGAGAAUUCUCAAGGCGAUAUGGUUAGCCGGAGCUAUACCCCUGUAUCGACUAAUCGUGAAAGAGGACGCAUGGAGUUGGUGGUGAAAACUUACCCGGAUGGCUUCAUGUCCCAAUACCUUGCAAACCUUGCAAUUGGUGAUAAAGUCGAUUUUCGAGGUCCUGGUGGAAAGAUGAAAUAUACUCGGUAUCUGACUAAGGAAAUUGGCAUGAUUGCCGGUGGGUCAGGAAUCACGCCUAUGUUCAGCAUAAUCAAAGCCGUUUGCACGACCGAGAAGGAUAAUACCAAGAUCAGCUUAUUGUUUGCUAACAAGACUGAAGCUGAUAUUCUUCUUCGCAAAGAACUCGAUGAAUACGCCCAAAAGUUCCCCCACAAAUUCAAGGUGUGGUAUAUUGUGGAUACUCCUCCUCCUGGCUGGAAAUACGGUAGUGGGAGAAUUAAUGAGGGUUUAAUCAAAGAACGAUUACCCAGGCCGAAUGGAGAAGAUUCCAAGAUUCUUCUUUGUGGACCUCCAGGGAUGCAAAAGGCGAUGGUCAACACGCUUGUCGGGCUAGGAUUUCGUCGUCCUAGCGCUGUUGCAAAUGUCACUGACGAGAUUUUUGUCUUUUAG